This is a messenger RNA of Mugil cephalus (flathead mullet), 4437 nucleotides long. RefSeq names its product TRPM8 channel-associated factor homolog. The transcript has 12 exons. The coding region runs from base 361 to 3120 and encodes 919 amino acids. The record is from RefSeq and is a predicted model, not a curated record. NCBI's taxonomy places the organism in Eukaryota, Metazoa, Chordata, Actinopteri, Mugiliformes, Mugilidae.
CUGACGAGUACUAACAGACAGGUUCCAGUAGUAUAUAUAUCAUCAAAUAAUAGUCACUGGGUUGUUCUGACUGAACUCUGUCCUCUUAUUGUCUUACAUUUCUCACUAAAAUACUUCCUCUUCUUCGUGCCUCUUCAUAGCCACUUCACUCAUAUUCUAUGCAGUGUGCCCGGUGACAAGACUGCUGUGCAGAAGUGAAUUAACAGAAGCAGAAAGCCACCACAACAUUCAGGAAAGCCUGGCUGACACAAACCUCCAGACCAUUAGAUCUUGUGCUAACUCAUCCUGGUUCUGACUCAGCACAUCUUCCUUUUGCUAUCCACCCUUAAGCUGAUCUUUAGAACACUACUUCUUCUCAAUAUGUCCAGUCAGCACUCUCAAACCCACCAUGAAAUCUAUAAGUCUCUGGUGAGAGGCUUAAAAGAACUGGAUCUACGUGGCCCGUGUGUUCCAAGUGACCUGGUCCUGAUUGGAGACCAUGCUUUCCCCUUAGCAAUGAACAGCCGAGGCCAGGUCAUUAUGGCAGCUUCUCUGUAUGGCUGUGGAAGGAUUGUAGUUCUGGCUCAUGAAGGCUACCUGACCACCUUUCCUGCUCUGGUAGAGAAUGCUCUGACCUGGCUGAGAGGAGAUGGAUCUGAAAACAUCUCUGUGGGGUUGCACAAGAAUGUCAAGGCGGUCGCUGAUAACCUGAGUAGAUUCCAAGUAGAAGUUGUGGGGGCCUUUAGUGACAACCCAGGAGUUGGUGUGUAUGUGACAGAUGCCUACAGUGUGGGUUCAGACCCAAAAGACCUUGUGGCAUUUCUGAAAGCUGGAGGAGGAGUGCUGAUAGGGGGACAAGCGUGGAGCUGGGCUCAAAGUCAUCCUAAGAAGAACACGCUGCUGCUGUUUGAUGGAAAUAAGGUGUCUGGUGUUGCUGGAAUCUACUUCUCUGAUCAUCAGGCUGAGGCAGAGAAUCUGCCUGUCUACCCUCAGAUCCCAUCCUCCUGGAUGGCUGUAGCUACUGGCAAGGAUUUUCAGGACGACUUAGAGUUCUUACUGGAGGGGAUUUCAGAGUUUGAUCUCCUGAAUGGUGUAGUAGCUUCUGAGGUUAUGGUCCAUGGCCCUCUUGCCUUCCCUAUCGGUACCACUGAGGAUAGACGAGCAUUUCUGGCUGGAGGCUACUAUGGGCAGGGACGUGUUAUUGUGAUCACACAUGAAGGACUUCUGAGACGAGAGACUCUUGCCCCAUUUUGGAACAAUGCCAUUCACUGGUUGGACGAAGGCCGGAACGGGGUCGUUGGUGUAGUGCCAGAUCUCAACAAUGCCUUCAACCUCUUCUCCAAGUCAGACUUUCACUGUGAGAAGACAAAGUUCAGGAAAGACCUGAGUGUGUUUGUGUGCACAGCAUACAGCAAUGAGCAUGUGGAGGAAAUCCAAGACUUUGUAGCAGAGGGAGGAGGCCUGCUGAUUGGUGGACAUGCCUGGUACUGGGCUCAGACACACCAGGGGGGAAACACCUUGACAGAGUUCUCAGGAAACAAAAUCCUAAACAAAAUGGGCUUGAGUCUGCUGGAAAAGAUAAUAUCUGAAGGUUCCUACAAGGCCCCAGAGCCCAGCCAGGCCAUCAAAGAUAACUAUCACUUCCGCCACCUUCUACGGCGCUUUGCUGGUCAUGUAACUGAGGGACAAGAACUUACAGGACAUGAAGAGGAAUGUCUUAAAAAACUGGGUGGAGACUGUGCCAAUUAUUUGGCCAUGAAAGCACAUAACUGCUCCUCCUAUACACAGGUGGUGUCAGCACUCACUGACAUCUUAAAGAAGUCUGGCAUGCCACAGGUGAGUGAGAGCUGCCCUGCGAAGAGUCCCAGAGAUCACCUGCUCCUCAGUGUGGCGUCAGAGGUGUAUAAGGUUUGUCCAGAUCCUGAUGCCCUCCUGCCCUACCUGAUCAAGAAUAACCCACUGUUGCCAGUUGUCUACAACCAAAGGAUCAAGAUUGAUGUUAAUACAGCAGAGAGGGAGGAGUGGAUCAGUACAGGUCUCUACCUCUCUCCUGGAAUGAAGACCUACAUGUCCAUGCCAGCAGAGAUUGUCAACAAGGGAUGGAAGGUUCAGAUAGGCUGCCAGACAGACCGACUGAAUGCAAAAGAGUUGAAGAGAGCACCAUGUGUUCACGAGCGAUUUCCUGUUACCUCAGACAUGAUGCAGGUGUGGAACCUGUGGGGGGGACUCAUCUACCUGGUGGCACCUCCCAAAACACAAGUGAAGGGACCUGAAGUAACUGUGCAGAUGGCUGUACCUGCACCAUACUAUAAAUCUGGUGUGACAACAGCAGCUGAUUGGUUGUUGCUGCGCACAGCUCCUUCACCCUGGGCAGAGUUGGAGUUUGACAACAUCAUCCUCACUGUACCAUCAGAUGUUGUCAGGGCCCUGGAACGUCCUGAUGAGGUGGCAACGCUCUGGAAUGACAUCAUGAGGAGUAUUGCUGAUCUUGCUGCCAUCCCACACAAAUUUCCUCGCAAAGAGCGUUUUUUAACCGAUGUGCAGAUUUCUCAUGGUUGGAUGCAUGCAGGUUAUCCUAUCAUGGCACACAAGUCCACAGCAGCUGAGCUGGUCAGUGUGGACCAUAUGAAGAGUAAAGGCCUGUGGGGUCCCAUCCAUGAACUGGGACACAACCAGCAGAGAGGCUGCUGGGAGUUCCCUCCACACACCACAGAGUGUACAUGCAACCUGUGGUCAGUGUAUGUGCAUGAAGAUGUGCUGGGGAUCGACAGGACAAAGACUGAAAAUCCUCUGAUUCCAACAAAAAGGAUGGCUCUUGCAGAAAAGUAUGUCAAAGAGGGCAGGAAUCUCAAAAGCUGGAAUGCGUUUGUGGCCCUGGAGACAUAUAUACAGCUGCAGGAUAAGUUUGGCUGGGACGCCUUUAAGAAGGUGUUUGCUGCUUACCAUAACAUGAGCAACUGGCCCAAAGACAACAAAGGAAAGAUGAACCUGUAUGCUGUGACCUUCUCCCAGACUGUGGGGAUGAACCUGGCUGGAUUCUUUAAGGCCUGGGGCUGGCCCAUAGAAACAGACACAGAACAAAAACUCUCCAACCUGCCUCCCUGGAGCGAUCACCCGAUGGUCAAGUUUGGUUGUGUCUGACUUCAGACUGUGACCAGUUAAAGGAAAGGUUCUUGUAAAUGGCACUAUCCACAAAAAAGGAAAAUAAGGGCAACAGGACUUCUGUGAUGAAAUUUCAUCACCAAUCCGAGUUUGAUUUCAAUUGCAUGUUAUCUGACAUAGAGCCUAUUGUAAUGCAGACAUAUGUUAAACUGUAAUUUCUUCUGUGAAUUUUCAUUUUAGUUAGUUAUUUCACGUAUAGAAACAAGAUGGGACAUCAAGAUGACAAACAACUGACAUGACAACUGCUCCAUCAAGUGGUGAGAGCAGGAAAAAAUAUAAAUAAAUUAGUACAGUGUAGACAUAAAAACACAACCCAGUAUUUAUUUGAUGAAGGAAGUGCAGAUGCGUUGUACAUAUUUUAAUCUACAUACUCUGCGUUCUGCUCUCACUCACACAUAUAAACUGGGUGGAAAAUUAGCAUGUAUGGCUUAGAUGAAUUAUGUUACAGUCUGUCAGCACCAUUACUGUUGCCUCAACUCUCAACAGCAUCUAAAAAAAUGUUCCUUUAAAUGACACUUAUUGUAAAGUAACUCCUGAUGUCCACCUUCAUUUUUUUGGAUAACAUCCUGCCUGAGCAUAUCACAUAAAUUAUGCUAAUACACACGCACACACACGCACACGCACGCACGCGCACACGCACACGCACGCGCACACACACACACACACACACACACACACACAAUAAUGUUUAAGUAUUCCAACCUAAUGUUAAUAGCAUUGCACCAAAUAAAAGUGCCCUUUCCGUUCUGUUUCCUGCUACUGGUAGGAGUAUUGGAUACGUUGCAAAAUGCCUUAAAAGUCCCGUUGCCCAUGUUUUCAGAUUUUUUAAAUAUACUGUGAUCUGGGUGACGGUCAACUUUAACAGACAUCUUCAAUGGGAAAAUCGCUUGAGUGAUAUCAUUGAAUUUUUUAUAGUGUAUAUUCCAAAAUUAUAAUUACAUGUGCGCACAUUUUAAAAUGUAGUGGCUCUACCAUAUGAUCAUGUUAAUGAGGAAUUGUAGUAGGGAGGGAUUUUUUUUUCUACUAGAGUCUUUUCAUUUUUCAAAUAGAAAAAUAAAGCAAAGGCCAACAUUGGGAAUUCUGCCUUGUCUAAUGUUUGUUAAUCAUAAACCUGUGUUAUUUUGUAUGCAGGACUAAUCUCUGUUACUCUGGAUCUAACAACAUGGGAGGAAGAUUUAUAAUGUCACAGUUGCAAGAAAUAGAUUGCUCAUAGGUCAGCAAGGCCUGUUCCAUAUGACUUUCUGUCCAUCAUAUUAACUCUACCACUUAUAUACACCAAUCAGGCAUAACAUUAUG